AUGCAGAAGCCGAGUCCGCUCGAACUGCAUCACCCAAAGCAAGAUAGCGGGCGACAUGGUCAGCAGCGGCCGGGAAAUCAUCUGCAGAGAGCGACGUCUUCGCUCCUUCAGCGCAUACGCGGAGCGACAGGAUGUCCUCUGCCCAAGAAAGAGCAGCAUUUCCGCGCUCUAGUUGCGUGUGAAGUUCACGGAUGCGGGCACAGGCGGCCGUGGAUGUGCGAGCGGCCGAGGAGAGAAGAGAGGAGAGCUCUUCCGAGUCAUCGGAAAUGGCCGCGGAGAGUUGAGCUGCAGAUAAAAGAGAUAUCGCGCGUGUCGCGGAGAGAGAAGCCGACUGUGCAAUCUGGUCGUCGAGCUGUUGCUCGAUGUCCAGAGAAUUUUCAAGGCAUUGUUUCAGGGCCUGCUCCACAGAGGCAACGGUUGGCAACGCGGAGACGUUGA
Molecule: messenger RNA, 438 nt
Organism: Chondrus crispus (carragheen)
Lineage: Eukaryota; Rhodophyta; Florideophyceae; Gigartinales; Gigartinaceae
Exons: 1
Coding region: 1-438 (145 amino acids)
Source: RefSeq, a predicted model, not a curated record